Scutellospora calospora is the source of this 597-nucleotide messenger RNA. The record is from the annotation of a GenBank genome assembly. NCBI's taxonomy places the organism in Eukaryota, Fungi, Glomeromycota, Glomeromycetes, Diversisporales, Gigasporaceae.
GAUAAAAAAUCUCCUUAUCCCUUGGGUCAAUUUAGGCGUGCAAAAUCCACUUCCAUGAUAGAACUUUUUAAAGACUGUAAAGAUAAAGAAAAUACUCCUCCCAGAUUGUCAACAUAUGCUUCCCCGUCUUACUCUCCUUUAUCUGAUCAAAGCCCUCUUUCUAGUCCGUUGAAACGGAUGGCAGAAUCUCCAAUUACUCAAUAUUUUAAACGUGUUGAUAUCUCGAAAACUGUGAUUAAAAGUACUGCCAUAAAAUCUACUCCUAUAAGAUCCGGUGAUGUCGUAAAAUCUACUCUUACAAGGUCCGAGAAUGAUAUGUUGAUCUCUCCUGCUCCGAAUUUUAUGGCUUUUAAAAAAGAAAAAGUAACAAUAUCAGCUAAUGUUUCCGCUCUUCGUCAUGUUUCUAAGAAUCACGUGACUCCUCCUACCAAAAGUGGAAUCAAUGGAUAUUUCCAUAAAGUUAGAGGAAAACAUAAAAAGGUUUCAAGAUAUAUUACUGAAGAUAAAUUACAUGAUGUAUCACCGGAAACUCUUCGUGUUUUUGCGGCUGCUCGUGGAGGAGAUAUUUCACUAUUUAGAGAGUAUGCUAUGGAGAAU